CGGGAGCCCGGCAGCCCCGAGCGCCGGCUCCGUGCGCCGCCGGGCCUGAGCGCCGAGCGCCGGCUCCGACAUGUCCGGCAAGAUCGAGAAAGCAGAUUCUGAGCGUUCCCAUCUCUCCUCGUUCACCAUGAAGUUGAAGGGCAAGUUUCAUUCACCAAAAAUAAAGAGAACACCCUCAAAGAAAGGAAAGCAAGCUGACCUGACAGUGAAAACACCAGAGAAGUCAGUGAACAAAAAUGUAUCGUGGCUGGAGGAAAAGGAGAAGGAGGUGGUCAGUGCACUGCGCUACUUUAAGACCAUUGUGGACAAAAUGGCAAUUGAUAACAAAGUGUUGGAGAUGCUGCCAGGCUCAGCCAGUAAAGUGCUGGAAGCCAUCCUGCCCUUGGUGCAAACUGACCCACGAAUCCAGCAAAGUUCUGCCAUCUCAUCCUGCUACAGCCGAGUGUACCAGAGCCUGGCCAACCUCAUCCGCUGGUCUGAUCAGGUGAUGCUGGAGGGGGUGAAUUCAGAGGACAAGGAGAUGGUCACAACAGUCAAGGAUGUCAUAAAAGCUGUCCUGGAUGGAGUCAAGGAGCUGGUCAGACUCACGAUUGAAAAGCAGGAGCAUCCCUCUCCCACAAGCCCAGUUAAACCCAGUUUACCAGCAUGUAAAUCUGACAGCCCAUCAGAACUUCCCCUUACAGACAGAGAAAUGGAGAUCCUCAACAAAACAACCAACAUGACUCAAUCCAACGAGCUGCUGACUGACUCCAUGGAUGAAGAAGUUGCACCUCCUAAACCCCCUCUGCCCAGCAUUCGUGUGGCUGAGAACAGCCCUCCACCAGCAUUGCCCCCUAAAAAACGUCAGUCGGCUCCUUCCCCAACCAGAGUGGCUGUUGUGGCCCCCAUGAGCAGAGCUACCAGUGGCUCCAGUUUACCUGUUGGGAUCAACAGACAGGAUUUUGAUGUUGACUGCUAUGCCCAGAGGAGGUUGUCAGGUGGAAGCCACUCCUACGGGGGGGAGUCUCCUCGGCUCUCUCCGUGCAGCAGCAUUGGCAAACUGAGCAAGUCUGACGAGCAGCUCUCGUCGCUGGACCGCGACAGCGGGCAGUGCUCCCGCAACACCAGCUGUGAAACCCUGGAUCAAUCAGAUCACUAUGAUCCAGACUAUGAAUUCCUGCAGCAGGACCUCUCCAACACUGAUCAGAUACCUCCUCAGGGGCCCAGUGUCCUCAGCCCAUUGCCAGAGUCCUUGGGUGAGUCUGGCUCCCCUUUCCAUGGACACACUUUCCAGCUCCCGCAGGGCACCUCCCCUCCAGUGGAACUCUGCAGCCUCUCAGGAGCAGCACAGCCAACAGAGACUCCCCCAGCUUUACCAGAGAAGAAGAGGAGGAGUGCAGCCUCCCAGACUUCAGACAGCUCAGGCUGCAGGGUGUCCUACGAGAGGCACCCGUCCCAGUACGACAACAUCUCCGAGGACGACCUGCAGAGCGCCGUCCUUGUCCCCUCCAUGCCCUUCACGCCCUUUGCUGCUGUUCUGCCCUUCCAGCAAGGAAACUCUUCAGCACCAGUGGAAUUCAUUGCUGAUUUUGCUGCUCCAGAUUCGAACAGUGACCCAGAAAAGCCGCCACCUCUGCCAGAGAAGAAAAACAAACACAUGAUGGCCUACAUGCAGUUUGUGGAAGACUACUCAGAGCCACAGCCCUCCAUGUUCUACCAGACCCCUCAGAACGAGCACAUCUACCAGAAGAAGAACAAGUACCUCAGGGAAGUCUAUGGCAUCAAUGACUCCUUCAUCAGCUUAGACUCCUCUCAAGAUCUGCCACCUCCUCCUGCUCUCCCACCCAAGCAGAGGCAGCUGAGUGAAAACGCCAGUGAGGAGGCUGGUGAGGGUGAAUAUGUCAAUCUGUAUUCCUCUGGCCAGAGCAACGGGGAACUCCCAGGCUCUGAAGGAGAAUCUCCCCCUGUCAAAGAUGGCCACUCCAAAGACUCGGCUUUGAACAGCAGUGCCAUGGGGAAGGAGGGCAAAGAUGGUGCUGAAAGGCAGCCACAGUCACCAGAUGCUUUGGAGUCAUCACAGCUGGAGGAAGAGGUGGAUGAGCUGUCCCUUAUUGACCACAGUGAAAUCAUGUCUAGAUUAACACUGAAGCAAGAGGGGGAUGAUGGGCCAGAUGUCCGUGGUGGAUCUGGAGACAUUCUCUUGGUGCACGCCACAGAGACCGACAGGAAAGAUCUGGUGCUGUACUGUGAAGCCUUUCUGACCACAUACAGGACAUUUAUUACCCCUGAAGAGCUCAUCAAGAAGCUGCAGUACAGAUAUGAGAAGUUUUGCCACUUCCCAGACACGUUCAAGAAGAGAGUCAGCAAGAACACCUUCUUCGUGCUGGUGAGAGUGGUGGAUGAGCUGUGCUUGGUGGAAUUGACAGAGGAAAUCCUCAAGCUGCUGAUGGACCUGGUGUUCAGGCUGGUGUGCAGUGGGGAGCUGAGCCUGGCCAGAGUGCUGCGCAAGAACAUCCUGGAUAAAGUGGAUCAGAAGAAAAUGCUGAGCUAUGCCAACUCCAUCAAACCUCUCGCAGCCAGAGGGGUGGCAGCCAGGCCAGGGACACUGCAUGAUUUCCACAGUCAUGAAAUUGCUGAGCAGCUGACCCUGCUGGAUGCUGAACUCUUCUAUAAAAUUGAGAUCCCAGAAGUUCUGCUUUGGGCAAAGGAACAAAAUGAAGAGAAGAGCCCCAACCUGACACAGUUCACAGAGCACUUUAAUAACAUGUCCUACUGGGUCCGUUCAAUAAUCAUGCUACAAGAGAAAGCCCAGGACCGAGAGAGGCUGCUCCUUAAAUUUAUAAAGAUUAUGAAGCACUUACGAAAGCUGAAUAAUUUUAAUUCCUAUCUGGCCAUUCUUUCUGCACUGGACUCUGCACCCAUCCGAAGGCUGGAGUGGCAGAAGCAAACCUCAGAGGGCCUGGCUGAGUACUGCACCCUGAUCGACAGCUCCUCGUCCUUCCGCGCCUACCGAGCGGCCCUGGCCGAUGUGGAGCCCCCCUGCAUCCCCUACCUAGGCCUGAUUCUGCAGGACCUGACCUUUGUCCAUCUGGGAAACCCUGAUUACAUUGACAGCAAAGUGAACUUUUCCAAGCGCUGGCAGCAGUUUAACAUCCUGGACAGCAUGAGGUGCUUCCAGCAAGUACAUUACGACAUCAAAAGGAACGAUGACAUAGUGUCAUUCUUCAACGACUUCAGCGACCACCUGGCUGAGGAGGCCCUGUGGGAACUGUCCCUGAAAAUCAAACCGCGGAACAUCACGAGGCGGAAAACAGAUCGGGAAGAGAAAACCUAGGAGGAGGGGUGGUGCGAGGAGAAUCGCUCCGCAGAGGCGCCGAGGGCAGCUAUGAGACUGGAGUUCAAUGUUUGUACCUGUCACUGGAUGACACACCCUCCCUCCCAGCUGGCAGCCGUCCCUGGGGGUGGCGAUGCCGGGCGCGGAGGCGCCGGCGCAGCCACCGAGGGCAGAGAUGAGAGAUCGGCCGGUGCUCGCUGCACUCGCCCUCCUCCUCCUCCCGCCCCUCUGUGCCAUGAACCAGCUUUAACCCCGGGGACAGAGCUGUGUGGAAGGAGUGUCCCACGCCAGCGUGUUGCUGGUUUGCUGGCCUGUUGCAUUCAGGAGUACCCUGGCUCUUGUGUCCAUCCAGAGCAGGGGCAGCAGGAGCUCAGCGCCCACUGACUCAUCUCCGGAGCGGCGUCGGGCAGCAGCGGCCGUGGAAGCCAAGGGUUGGAGUCUCCCCUGCAAUGCCACCUUCCCAACGUGUUCAUGAGGAUGGAAGUGUCUCCUGCUGCCUGCCAGAGGAGCUCUGCUUCCAGAGAGCUGCUUGUGUUUACAGGGGUCUCGGCUCACCCCAGAUCUCUGGCGCCUUCUUCACGGGAAGAAGGCACCGGUCGUAGAUACAGAAGAGGCACUGAGAAUGUGGGCAGGGACCCGCCAUCUCCAGUCAUCACACCCCCCUCCUCCUCUCAGAUCUCGUUAUUUAAGCAACAGAAAAUCCCUCUGAACCUGGAAACACGGACUGCCCAGGUACUGGGGGUCACCUGCCUGUGCCCCCGUGUCUCUUAGCGAUGGUACUUAGCUUUUGCACAGGAAAUGCUGUAGGAUGCAGACUGUACAUACCUAGUGUUUAGAACCCCCUGGGGAUUUUUGAUGCAUGUCUGAAUACCGAUGAGUUUAUAGGAAAAAAAAAAAAAAAAGACAAGUGCAAACCAGUCUGUAUAAAAUCCACAACCAGUGACAAUGUUGUUCCGAGUGCUGGAUCAAGGAGGCUCGGGGCAGCCAGGUGGGCACUGGCUGCAGAGCAGGGCCAGGAGCCUCCUGAAGGAGCCAAUUCUGGGUUGGAAGUGGGAACCAGGAAAGAGCCCUGUGCCCAGCUGAGCCACCCUGCCCUCCCACCCACUCCUCUCUCCUCUCUCUGUUGCCAAAUGUUUUUCUCUGGGGGUCCCCGUUGGGACCCUCAGUGCUGUGCUUUGAGAGCUGUGUUUUGACAGGACCCCCAGCAAGUCCCUGUCCUCAGUCCUGCCAUGCUGGUGCCAGCAGGGCAGGGACAGCCCAGCAUGGAAGGGCAAGGCAAGGGUGUCAUUUCCCACACACAGUGUUAACCCCAAUCUGUUCAGUGUGCCUUAUUCAGCCCUUCUGUCUCCCCUCUGUGUCCCACCACAUCCCUCCUCUCUGUCCUGCUCCAGUGGUUUGCAGUUGGAUCAUGGGUGUGAGUGUGCCCUGUAGGUUUCAGCAGCCUUGCCAGGCCCUCCUCAGCUCCCUGUCACGUGGUCAUGGGUUUUUACAUGGUUCUGACAAAAUCCUGCACCUUUAGGGCAGCAGCUCCCAAGGAAUACAGACACGGAGUUUCACAGAGCAUCCUUAACUUAUUUCUCAAUAGCAGCUCUGUUUGUUCUGGGUGAAUCAGAGCUGCCCUCCUUUCCUUCUCCAAACAGAUUGCAAAGCCUUGGCAGCUCUGCCUGGCUCUCAGGAGAGAGUGACAGCCCAGGGUUUUACCCUGCUUGGUUAUUUUCCUGAAGACUCAGGCACAAGGCUCACACAGUGGCCAAGCACAGAGAGACCCCCCCCGCCCUGCCCCUGAGGGCAUCUGGGAGAGGGGAGUGUGGGGUCCAACAGUCUGUGCAGCCCCAGAGCAGGAGGAGCAGGAAUUCUUCAUGCUGAACCACGGUGUCUGAGCCAGAACCCUUCAGAAGUGGUUUAUUUUCAUGGCACUGAGGGCAUUGGAGCUGUGUUCUGUCCAGCCAAAGCUUUGCAAUCCCUAAAGGCUUCCCAGGAAGUAAUAUCCACGUUUCCUUUGUAAAUAAGAUCUUUUAAAAGCCCAGUGUGGUGAAAAGGGUGAUGAAUACACCCAGGAUGUGGUGUGGGCUUCACCCUGGUGGCUCUGAGCAGCCCUUGGGUGCAGUGGCCAGGCUGUCCUGGGAGGGCUGUGUGUGCUGGUGGCUCUGGAAUCACAGCCCUGGGGGUUCAGAGGGACAGGAGGGGCCAGCCUGUCUUCAUCCAGCUGAGUGACCAUGUUACCUGAGGGGUGAGCACGUGGCUCAUGGCUUGGGCACCCCAAAAAUGGCAGUGACUGGGGUUCCACAGGGCUCCACCCCUGGCCCUGUGCUCUUCAGCAUCUUCACUGACAACCUGGACACAGGACUGGAAGGGAUACUAAGGAACUUUGCUGACAACACUAAAUUUGGGCACCAUGAUAUAAAGAAGAUAUUAAGCUAUUAGAGAGUGUCCAAAGGAGGCCACAAGGAUGGGGAAGGGUCUGGAGGGGCCUCGUGAGGAGCAGCUGAGGGCACUUGGUUUGUUCAGCCUGGAGGAGACUGAGGGGGGACGUUGUGGUCUUCAGCAGCCUCACAAGGGGCAGGUGCACAUCUCUUCACCUGUGAGCAGUGACAGGACCUGAGGGAACAGCUGCAGCUGUGGCAGAGAGGUUUAGGUUGGAAAUCAGGAAAAAGUUCUUCCCUCAGAGGGUGAUGAGGCACAGCACCAAGCCUGUCUGAGAUCAAGAAGAGUUUGGACAGUGCUCUCACGUGGUGGGAUUUUUGGGUUGUCCUGUGCAGGGUCAGGAGUUGGACUCGGUGACCCUGAUGGGUCCCUUUCAAGUCAGCAAGUUCUGUGAUCCCCCAACCAGCAGGAGCCGUUUCCAGGUUCUUCCCUGCACUUGAGCCCACCCAGCCCAGUGAGCACCAAAGGAGGUCUUGGUCUCUGCCCUCUGCCAAGCCCCCAGAGCCUCAGCCCAUGGCGUGGGGAUGGGAGGUCCGAGUGCCCCCAGCUUUCCUCCCCCUUCACCCCUUCUUCUGUCAUCUCCAGCUGAACAGUGUCCCAACCACAGCUCCUGGCUCAUGUCCCACCCUCAAGCCAGGCUCUCAGGGCUGGAGGGACCCUAGAGGAGGGUCCCCUUGCCUGGAGCAGCUUCAGGUUUGCUGACCAGAGACCCCCCCCCCCUUCCAGGAGCAGUCCCUGGGGAGCAGAAACCCAGAAUAUCCUUGUGCAAGACUGGCUGUGAGUGUGUUCCCGUCUUGCAGGCAGCAUCCUCAAGGCCAUCACCUCUUUUUGGGGAGAGGGAAGAGUCUGAGUGCCCUCUCCAGAUGGGGCAGGGAGUGGGGAGAAGUGAUGCCCCCAGUCACCAGCCCCCUGCCCCAGGCCUCUCCCCCAAGCCGUUCCGUUGUAUUAUAGAUUUACCACUAACCCCCAUGGUGGCAUCUUCCUGCAAACAUUUCAGACCUGUAACUUUUCUAUUAAAGACAAAUAAAACACCAGUAACGAGCCUGCCUGCCUGAUGAUCCUGUUUACAGUGCAUGCACAGUCUGUGGAUUAAAGUGACAAUCGAAUCCGC
Serinus canaria (Common canary) is the source of this 6848-nucleotide messenger RNA. It is a transcript of the gene RAPGEF1, whose product is annotated as Rap guanine nucleotide exchange factor 1. Gene Ontology annotation, molecular function: guanyl-nucleotide exchange factor activity. The transcript is spliced from 24 exons. Bases 71 to 3313 code for a protein of 1080 amino acids. Gene Ontology annotation, cellular component: plasma membrane. The record is from RefSeq and is a predicted model, not a curated record. Lineage: Eukaryota; Metazoa; Chordata; Aves; Passeriformes; Fringillidae. Gene Ontology annotation, biological process: positive regulation of GTPase activity; Ras protein signal transduction.